Molecule: messenger RNA, 1103 nt
Organism: Bombina bombina (fire-bellied toad)
Lineage: Eukaryota; Metazoa; Chordata; Amphibia; Anura; Bombinatoridae
Gene: COPS6
Product: COP9 signalosome subunit 6
Exons: 10
Coding region: 57-1013 (318 amino acids)
Biological process (GO): protein deneddylation
Cellular component (GO): COP9 signalosome
Molecular function (GO): metallopeptidase activity; protein binding
Source: RefSeq, a predicted model, not a curated record
CACCAAUACAGCGCGCACGCGCAUCUUAGUACUACUAUCGUGUAGGGUGCAGCAAGAUGGCUGCGGCAUCGCAAAACGGUAGCGGGAUGGAGGUGGAUGCGCCCGUCCUCCCGACAGUUAUGGCACAAGGGGUUACUGGCAGUGUGGCUGUUGCGUUGCAUCCUUUGGUCAUCCUUAACAUUUCUGAUCAUUGGAUUCGAAUGAGGUCUCAAGAGGGACGCCCUGUACAGGUGAUUGGAGCACUUAUUGGAAAGCAGGAAGGACGAAAUAUUGAAGUCAUGAAUUCAUUUGAACUUUUGUCUCAGAUGGUUGAUGACAAAAUCACAAUCAAUAAAGAAUAUUAUUAUACCAAGGAGGAGCAGUUUAAACAGGUAUUUAAGGACAUGGAGUUUCUUGGCUGGUACACGACAGGUGGUCCCCCCGAACAAUCAGAUAUUCACAUUCACAAACAGGUUUGUGAAAUUAUAGAGUCCCCUCUCUUUCUGAAAUUGAACCCCAUGACCAAGCACACAGAUCUUCCCGUUAGUGUAUAUGAAUCUGUGAUUGACAUUGUUAAUGGGGAGGCCACCAUGUUGCUUGCUGAACUUCCAUAUACGUUGGCUACAGAGGAAGCUGAGAGAAUUGGAGUGGAUCAUGUAGCAAGAAUGACAGCAACUGGAAGUGGAGAGAACUCUACAGUUGCAGAACAUCUCAUUGCCCAGCACAGCGCCAUCAAGAUGUUGCACAGUAGAGUUCGACUUAUCCUGGAGUAUGUCCGAGCAACUGAAGCUGGUGAGGUCCCAUUUAACCAUGAGAUUCUAAGAGAAGCAUCUGCACUAUGUCACAGACUCCCUGUACUCAGCACAGACAAGUUCAAAACAGAUUUUUAUGAUCAAUGUAAUGACGUGGGAUUAAUGUCUUACCUGGGAACCAUCACCAAGACUUGUAACACUAUGAACCAAUUUGUCAACAAAUUUAACAUCUUGUAUGACAGACAAGGCAUUGGUCGAAGAAUGAGAGGUCUCUUUUUUUAAAAAUGCUUACUUGAUCUUAGACACAAUUCAUGUAAAGUAACUGGGUGUUGUCGUCUAAUUAUGUUAAAUAAACACAAAAUAAAAUGACAA